Molecule: messenger RNA, 3253 nt
Organism: Tetranychus urticae (two-spotted spider mite)
Lineage: Eukaryota; Metazoa; Arthropoda; Arachnida; Trombidiformes; Tetranychidae
Biological process (GO): cell adhesion; extracellular matrix organization
Cellular component (GO): extracellular matrix
Molecular function (GO): cell adhesion molecule binding
Source: RefSeq, a predicted model, not a curated record
UUUAAAUUAAUUUUUUGCUACUCGCAAGAAAAAGAUGGUUAAUAAAAUGUAAAUUUUGAUGAUAAAAUCAAUCAGUGUUUCAAUGGUUGGUCACAAUUGAGUUUCAUAAGACAUAAAGAUUCAUUUGAUUAAAAACAAUUUCAAACGUUCAUGAAGCUACAAUAUUAUCAUCAAUAUUAUCGUUUACUGUUCACCAUGUAUGAUGAAGAUUACAAUAAUAAAGAAGAUGGUAAAUAUGAAAAGGAUGAUGAGCAAAAACAAGAACAAGAAGUUGAGAGCGAAAGAGAUGAAAAGAAUCACUUUUUUUCUCAUCUAAAAGGAGGGUUUGUUGUUAUCAUUAUUCAGGCCAAAUUUCAGCAACUAAUAUAGUCAAAAUUUAGUGUAUUGUGAGGAAAUAAAGUGUUACAUCUUCUGGUCAUCUUCAUCCUCCUCCUUUGCCUCCUGAUCCGCCUUAAAAAUCAUCUUGAGCAUCUUAUUUUUCACUUAAGAUAACAUUCAACUUUCAUCUUUAGUGACUUUUACUUAUGAACAUCAACAAAAACGGUUUCCAUUCAUUAUCUUCUUCCUUUUUCACCGAGUUUCAAACCAAUUACUUUUCCAUCAUUGAAGUAUCCAAAUUUCAUUCGUCUUUAGCAAACUCGUAAUCAAAUUAGCCAUGUUUCUACAGGCAACUUUAACUUUCUUUAUAUCCUUUGUGUCUUUAGUCCAUUGUGUUUCUCAUUCAAUUAACCUGCCAAGUAAACGACCCUGGACUCCACUGCCAGUGUCUCACAGUCGACAAGUAAAUCACCAGGCUUCUUCAUCACCUUUGGUAUUGCCUUCUUCGCCAUCUUCAACCGUCUAUUUGCCUGAGAAAAAAUCAUCAGAUGUGACUUUUGAAACAAACGGCAAAACUUAUUCCAUUGAGAGUUCUCAUUUUCCCACACCGAUAAUUGAACAUCAUCCAAAUGGAGCCACGGUUGGACUUGAUUUGCCAGACUCAAAUAUUCGAUUAUUGCUUGAUAUUGAUCAACUCGGAGGUAAGCCAGUAGCUCAACAUAUUGGAUUGAAGGUUGUUGAGAAAAAUAAAAAGAAACAAUCUCAACAAUCAACUGAUCACAAAUCUGAAGCUGUUAAAAUGAAUCAUCGACAAACUCUGACCAGCAGUUCAAACAGCUAUGGCUCUUCGGCAGCAUCAACAUCGCAAAACCAUCAGCCACAAAAAGGUUCAUUGACUGCAUCAUCGUCACCUCAGUUAACAACGGUUAGUCGAUCAUCAAAAAUUGUUUCAAUUCCCAUUUCAACCAAUUACAAGAUUGGCUAUAUACGAAGCAAUGAUCUUCAUUCAGCCAUUCAUCACCAAAUUGUCCAUGGUAAAGGUGGUAAUCAAGUUAGUGUUUUAUCUGCCAAUUAUGCAAAUCAACUUUUACAUAACCAUCAUCGAGUUAAUCCAUCAACCUUCGAGUCAAAUGUUUUAAAUAAAGACAAAUCAAAUCAAGGAGGCUUUACCAGUCCAAGAUUAGAGCAAGGCAGCUUUAAACCAAUUGAGAGUUAUUCAAAUCAGAUGAAUAAAUUUGAUGGUCAAGUAAAGAUCAAUAACACAAAUAGUUCAAUAAAAAGGUUAAAUAUUGUAUCAACAAGUAAAGUAGCUUUGAGUUCACCAGUCGCUGCUAUUAAGAGUAAAGCUCGGAUUAAUGGACCUCGUGAGACUGAACAAAUCAAGGAAUCACUCCAACAGCAACAGGUCAAUGAUGAGCAAAUCAAUCAAAAUGAUUUCAAUGAAUCUGAUAUGCAAAUUAAAUUUGAUGCACCAACCACUAUUUCAACAAAUUCAAGGAAUCAACGAUCACCAAAAAAGUUGGACAAAUUUGAAGAUGUAAGUGAACCAACAUCAACACUGAACUCUGGUUCUUCCUUAGAUACUUCCAAUGACAUUUCAAAUGCAGAUCAAGGUUUUGACAAUGAUGACGACGAUGAAAACAAUGGUGAGAGUGAAAACAUAACCGAAGACUUUAAUUCCCGUAUUAAUAAUCAUAAACAGGAUGAAAACAAAUCAGCAUUCGAUAGUGAAGUGAUUGGUAAAUUAACUUCAGUCACAAAUCCACCAGUAAAUAUCAAUUCAAAAUUAAUGCGAGGCUCGUUUAGCUGUGAAACAAUUACUGAAUCUUUCACUUCUUCAACUGAUUCAUCUCUCGAUUCAAUUGCUCGUUCCCUUGGAGCUGAUAUGCUAUUAAACUUGAUUCCAAGUUCCCAAUCAAUUUUACAAACCCUCAUUGAUGCAUCAACCUCAGGUUAUACAUUGUUUUUACCAAGUAACGAAGCAUUAGCCAAAUUACCAUCGACAUUGAUCAACCGUUGGAAAUCGGAUUCAACAGCUUUAAACACAUUAUGGUCCAGUCAUUUUAUAGAUAGCCAGAUAACAUUGGAAAAUCUUAAAUCAAUGAACGAAGUGUCACUGAAAUCAGGUUCAAAUCAGCUUCAAUUUGGCAUUUUCCGAAAUGAAACUUAUACAGUAAACGGUCAACCCAUUUCAAUUGGUAAUCAAAGAGCACCAAAUAACGGUAUAAUCCAUGUUAUUGAAGGUGUCCUUUACCCAUCAGCUGAUAAAGAUAUCAUGACAACUUUAAAGGUUUGCAAUAAAUUUGACGGUUUUGUGACUCUUGCAAUGGGAACUGGAUUAGCAUCAGUUUUGUCCAGAGGUGGACCUUACACGGUUUUUGUUCCAAGCAAUGAGGCUCUUCAAAAGAUUCCUGAAAAAGAUUUGCAACUUGUAAGAAGCAAUAUGACAGCUUUGAAAGACAUGCUGGCCUACCAUGUUGUCCCUGGAUUGUAUUAUAGUAGCCACUUGAUGGACGGUCAAUUUAUCAAUUCACUGCAAUCAUCACUUCCAAUCAAGGUUGGGGUUAGAGUUGAUCGCUGUUCAAGGCGCUUGGUGGAAGUUAACAUGAGUCCAGUCUAUGGAACAGAUAUACCAGCUUCAAAUGGAGUCAUCCACGUAAUCGAUUGGAUUAUCAAACCAAAUGACAAUGAUUGGUGCGAUGAUGUAAUAUUUCCACGUUGAAUAAUUUCAAUCCUUUUUUCGCCAUUAAUCUCUUGGUUCCAACUUGUCAUCAUUUUUCACAAAAAAAUAUCAUUUUCACCAUCGUCAUCACCAUCUCUAUCAUCAGUAUUUUUACUACCUUUUUUUAUUCCAAAUUAGUCUCUUUUUUGACUUACAUUUCUUUUAUAAGAAAUAUUUCAUAUUUUUUCAUUUUCGAUUUGUCCAACCAUUUUG